UCUCACAUCUAUCAUCUCAAUCCUAUAUAUCCCCCGCACACCCCUCCAGCCUGGCCUGCCUCCCAACCCCGGCUUCCACCCACCUCCGUCAGCUUUCCCGCCUCCUCCGAGAUGGCUUUCUGGUCUAGGACCAAGACCAACUCGAAGCAAGGCUUCGAUGUUGUUUAUGGAUGGGUAGAUAAAUUAGGGAAGCCUAUCAAUCGCAUGUCAAAUAAACUGGGCUCAGAAGCAUUUUGGCCCACAACCCUCGACCAGGAAUCCGACAAAGCUGCGAGGAUCCUGAGAAGUUUCUGUAAAGAUGGCUUCUACCAGGAAGAAGACCGUCCCUCCACCGAUGGCCCGAAUCCAAAGUCAAAGCAAAGAGUCCUGAAGACGAUACCCCCAGAGAUUAUCAAAAAUGCAAAAGGUCUUGCCAUUUUCACUACCAUGAGGACUGGGCUCUGGGUGUCUGGGGCUGGUGGUAGUGGCGUACUCAUUGGUCGCAAACCAGACGGGACAUGGUCCCCACCUUCGGGCAUCAUGCUACACACGGCCGGUCUGGGCUUUUUGGUGGGCGUGGACAUAUAUGAUUGCGUCAUUGUCAUCAAUACACAAGAGGCUCUCGACGCCUUCUCGACGAUUAGGUGUACAUUGGGCGGAGAGAUCAGCGCCGUCGCAGGUCCUAUCGGGGUAGGUGGUGUCGUGGAAUCCGAAGUUCACAAGCGACAAGCCCCCCUCUUCACAUAUCUCAAGUCUCGAGGUUUCUACGCUGGUGUCCAAAUCGACGGAACGAUCGUAAUCGAGCGGAGCGACGCGAACGAAGCAUUCUACAAAGAGCGCAUAGGGGUGAAGGACAUAUUGGCAGGAAAAGUGCGCCAUCCUCCUUAUGAAACCAGAAAACUGUUGGAAACAGCCAGGGCCGCGCAAGGAGAAACAAGCAUAGACGAAGCUUUCAUCACCAGCGAGCCACCGCCGGGUGACUACGAGAUUGAGCAGGCGGACGAGAAGCUCUUCGGUGUUCCCGCCAAGGAAGAUCCCGAUCCAUUCGGGGUACUGGCGCUGGAAAAUGCUGGACUGGAGAUACGAGAAGCGGGUACACAAAAACGGCCUACAAGCGAACAAUUCGAGUUCAACCCUUCACCUACUAGCCCAGUAUAUGCCACUUUCAGGAAAAGCUUCGAUCGCUCAAGCUAUGACGGUCGGAAUAGUAGCCGGCGCUCGAGUUGGAGAACAAGCACGAUUAGCAGUGUUCUUGAAACCAAAGCCCCAGCCAUGGUCAGUAUGGGAACACAAACUGACUUGGACCAACCGACAACCAUCCAUGUGCCACCGUCACUACCGCCUAGAAACGUCCAUACACCAAGUCCUACACUUGCCGACAUCCCUGAGACGAAACCAGUCCACGACACACAAGUAAUCCCAGAAAUCCAGAAACCGUCCUCUAUAAAAUCCAACUCACCGCCUACCAGCCCAACACGGCUUUCCAGAGCUUUUGAUGAGGUUGAUCUGGAGGAGGACGAAGAUGAGGAAGAGCCAGUCAUCGCAGAAGUUCACCAAGCUGCCGCGCCACAAACUAUUACACGAGCCCGCAUUGUGCAAGUUGCGAAGCCUAUCCCCCCCAAAGUCCCCCCCAGAAACCCCUUCCGCCCUCGCAUUUCCGGUGACCCUAACGUGGAUGACGCUAAUCAAGUCGACUCUGCAACUUCUACGCCUGAGCUCAAAGCAGAUGGCUCUUCCGCUUCUUCGCUCUCUUCCAUUGAAGCAUUCGAGCACGAGAGCAAGCAGUUACAAUCCAAGCCUUCGGAUAACAUCAAACAACAAGACAAACUGGAAGACCUCCCAUCACUUCCAGACUCUCCGAUCAAAACGAUGCCGGGUGGGUUCAACUGA
Periconia digitata is the source of this 1869-nucleotide messenger RNA. The record is from the annotation of a GenBank genome assembly. NCBI's taxonomy places the organism in Eukaryota, Fungi, Ascomycota, Dothideomycetes, Pleosporales, Periconiaceae.